GCUCUGCUUUCAUUCUUUUUGCAUCACAUCGCAAAUCCAUGGCUAAAGAGACCUUCCCAAAAUGCUGCCGCACUAAGACUCGACGGUACCGGAUAUAACGUAUAGUGGUGACACGGCUCCAACCAAUUCUUUCUGGUAAAUUGUCGCCUUCAUGCCCCACACUGCACAAUCUCUUGAAGGAAUUUCUCUGAAAUUGUUAUUACAAAUAGCCGGACAUUGAAAGCACGCUUGUUGGUUGGUUGUUUUUUCAACCUGCAUUCCAUCGCAUGGUGUUUUGUGUAUUGGGUCCUCGUAGUGGUUGUCCUGAGGUGUCCUUCUUCUUGGGCUUGGUUCCACCCUUGUCCUUGAAGCGUUUUUCGGCGGCAGCAGCUCUAGCAGCCCGUUGUCGUUCUCGUUCUUCUGGUGUCAGAUUGUCAUCAUACACUGGUUCUGGUACAGCAUCUUUGUGAGCAGUCAAAGGCGUUGUGGGAGUGGGUCUGGCAUCAUCUACCGAUCCCAAGCGAUGUCCCUUGAAGCAAGCAGGUUAUCGGAAUACAUGUAUAUUGUACGUGAGUGCCUACCAACACAUACUGUACAUAACUUCACACUUCCAAAAAGACACUCUACUCUAUUUACCUCUCCUUGAAAGGCCGAAGGGUUUGCGCCUCCUCCUUUUUCGCAGCAAUUUCCCAUUGCAGAGGAGCAACAAGCAACAAUCGAGAGGGCGAAGGCAACAGAUUGUUUGGAAAAUGAAGCACUUUUGCAGCGCCUUCGAUCUGGUCGCAAAGGACCUCUACUAGUCUACCGGUAGCUUCCAGUGCUAGCUAGUCUACCGUACAUGUACUAGUAGCUACUAGGUUUGCCCCCCCCUUCCAAAUUCACAACUAGCUACCGGUAUCUAGCUUCGGUACCGUAGGCCCCCCUAGUUUGUUUUCUCAAAGCUGUGGAGCGGAGCUACUCUUGGUGAACACGUGACGCAAAUAUUUGUCAAUUCGUGACUGAGCAUUGUCAAUUACCUUCUCUUUGCUGAAUGAAUAAUCUUCGACCAUGGCGAAACCAUCUAAGUCUAGUAGUAGUGUUGAUGCCAAGCACCAUGGAGGCACUGUUGAUACCUCCCAAGGCGAUCUGUCAGCUCCUGAGCGCCCUGUCAGCCAGUAUGACUUUGCUACCAUGUAUGAAGAGUGGUAUCUGCUGCAACAAAAAGUCAAUGACAACAACAAUGACGGUCCACAAAGCUAUUUCGCCGCAUUGGCUGCCCGAGCAGGUCGAAUGGGAAACAUCCAGAGUGCCAUUAUGAACAAGGGGCCUGCCGAGAAUUCAGGAUUUCUGCAGGGAAUGCUCCAAAUGAUGCAGUUGGAAGACGAGCCAAAUCUGCCAGCGGCAUUAGUGCAUGUACCUGUGACUCCUUCUGCUGCGGAAAGUAUCCAAUUGGACCAGAACAGACGAGUCGAAGUGGAUAUGGACGCCUUUUUUCAGGAAUAUCCUGAAUGCAUGCGAUCCAAGGAAGAGUAUUCAUAUGAUGAUGAUGACAGUGAUGAUUACCACAAUGAAAGUGGAAGCAGUGAAGAAGAGAUCAUUGAUUUGCAACCCCAGAAAAAAGUGCUGAAAACAACCAAGGAGAUUGCCAUACAGACAGACUUUCAACCGACUCGAGAAGAUGGAGCAACCAAUUCGUUCCUUUACUCACAACAGAGCAAUAAUCCAGCAGUGCAGCAACCCCCAACAAAGCCAGAACGGCACAAUCCCUACAAGAAACCAAACAGCAAUAGCAAUGACAACGCCUUUUACUCAUUGGUGCCUCCCACACAAUUCCAACAACAACAAUCAGCCCCGGAAAACCCAUUUGUGUCUGCCAUGGAAUUCGCCAAAACCAGUGGAAAUACUGCGCAGCAAAACCACACUCAACAGCAACAAACUGCUUUCCAAUGUGCUCCGGCGGAUGGGGCAGAAAUGGAAGAAUCCGACAACCCCAUUUCCAAUGCACCGAACAUUCGGGACUCUCUCCGACGAAAGUUCCAGCCUCCCAAAAUGAACGCCCAGUCCAAGGGGAAUACCAGCUCCUCCAACAAUCGACAGAAAGGUGUCGCCCAAAAGAUUAGUGGCAAAGCAGUGGCUGGUGGUGGCGGCACCAAACAUGACAAUGAGGAUGACGAAGAAUUGCCAGAGGAGUUGAAACGAUUUGGAAAAGAUCUUGUCGACAAGAUUGAAAGCGAGAUUAUGGACAAUGGCGAACCCAUUACAUUUCAUGAUAUUGCUGGGCUCGAGGAUGCCAAAGCAACCAUCCAGGAAAUCGUUUGUUGGCCCAUGCUACGACCAGACCUAUUCACGGGGCUGCGUCGCACACCCAAUGGUUUGCUCCUGUUUGGCCCCCCUGGUACUGGGAAAACUCUUAUUGGGAAAGCAAUCGCACACGAAAGCAAAGCCUGCUUCUUCUCAAUCUCGAGUUCCUCCUUGACCAGCAAGUGGAUUGGCGAAGGAGAGAAGCUGGUUCGAACCAUGUUCGGGGUAGCAGCGUAUCGUCAACCAUCUGUGGUGUUCUUGGAUGAAAUUGAUAGCUUGCUCACACAACGAAAGUCAGAUGACAACGAAUCCAGCAGAAGAAUCAAAACGGAGUUCCUCGUGGGCCUCGAUGGAACGGGAACUAGCUCUCAGGGCCGAGUACUUGUCAUUGGGGCGACCAAUCGUCCUCAGGAACUUGAUGAAGCCGCCCGGAGACGCUUUGUCAAGCGGCUUUAUAUCCCAUUGCCAAAUGCAAAGGACAGGGCUUGCCUGCUCAAGGUGCUGUUGGAAAAGAACGAGAACACACUUUCUGGCCAGGAAAUCGAAAAACUAGCCAGAGACACCGACGGUUUCAGUGGAGCUGACUUGAAAGCCCUCAGCAGUGACGCAGCAAUGGGGCCACUUCGUCAGUUGGGUCCAAGUGCAUUGAAAAUGGAGUUGAAAGCGUUGCCUGCCAUUUCAUACAAGCACUUUCGAAUAUCUCUACGGAGCAUGAACCCCAGCGUGGGACCUGAGGACAUUGGACAUUACGAGAUCUUCGAUAAGGCGUUUGGGUCGAAGAGGGCCUCGAUGGACCUGGAAGAUGACGACGAAGAGGACUAACUGCAUACAGACUAGUACUAGUGCUGCUCACAACACGGUAGGUUUGGGGGAUCGC
This is a messenger RNA of Seminavis robusta, 3136 nucleotides long. NCBI's taxonomy places the organism in Eukaryota, Bacillariophyta, Bacillariophyceae, Naviculales, Naviculaceae. The record is from the annotation of a GenBank genome assembly.